AUGGCACCUUCAGCGAUCACCCCUGAGGAGACUCAGAUCCCUAGCGGCGACUCCACUGUCUUGGCUCUGCGCAAGACGCUGACUUCCGAGAACGAAGCGCUGGCCGCUCGCUUCCGCGCUCUUUUCUCCUUGAAGUACCUGGCCUGUCAGGAGCCCCGUACCGAGAACACUAUUCCCGCUAUCGAUGCUAUCGCUGCUGGAUUCGCCUCUCCAUCUGCACUCCUCAAGCACGAACUCGCAUACUGCCUUGGCCAGUCCCGCCACGAUGCCGCAGUCCCUUACCUUCAAAAGGUCCUCAGCGACCGCGAGGAAGAUCCCAUGUGCCGACACGAAGCCGCCGAGGCCAUUGGCGCUCUCGGUGACAAGGCCAGCUUGAAGCUUCUCAUCGAGAGAAGAGACGAUGAGAGCGAAGAGACCGUUGUCAAGGAGACUUGCGACAUCGCCGUCGGUCGCAUUGAGUGGGAACACUCUGAUGCUGGAAAGUUGGAGAAGUUGAAGCAGAGCGACUUCGCCUCAAUCGAUCCCGCACCUCCUCUCGCCAUUGCCGCAAAGCAGCCCUCCAUUGCAGAACUCGAACAGACUCUCCUUGACGCCAAACUCUCCCUAUUCGACCGCUACCGCGCCAUGUUCGCACUCCGUGACUUGUGCUCUCCUCCUGAUCUCCCCACCGCCGUCCCCGCCAUCAACGCCCUUGCACGCGGUUUCACCGACUCCUCCGCUCUUUUCCGUCACGAGAUUGCUUUCGUCUUCGGCCAACUUUCACACCCCGCUUCCAUUCCCGCUUUGACUGGCGCGCUCAGCGACUUGAAGGAGAGUAGUAUGGUUCGUCACGAAGCAGCCGAGGCUCUCGGUAGCUUGGGCGACGAGGAGGGUGUAGAGGAGACACUCAAGCAGUUCUUGAACGACGCCGACCAGGUCGUCAGAGACAGCAUUAUUGUUGCUUUGGAUAUGGCCGAGUUUGAAAAGAACGGAGAGAUGGAGUAUGCAACAGUUCCUGUUGCUGCUUAA
Messenger RNA from Aureobasidium pullulans EXF-150, 1008 nucleotides. Its product is annotated as deoxyhypusine hydroxylase. The coding region runs from base 1 to 1008 and encodes 335 amino acids. The transcript has 2 exons. The record is from RefSeq and is a predicted model, not a curated record. Lineage: Eukaryota; Fungi; Ascomycota; Dothideomycetes; Dothideales; Saccotheciaceae. Gene Ontology annotation, biological process: peptidyl-hypusine biosynthetic process. Gene Ontology annotation, molecular function: deoxyhypusine monooxygenase activity.